This is a messenger RNA of Hepatospora eriocheir, 1191 nucleotides long. The record is from the annotation of a GenBank genome assembly. NCBI's taxonomy places the organism in Eukaryota, Fungi, Microsporidia, Hepatosporidae.
AUGUUAAAUUGGAAAGUAUUGAAACAUAUAAGUGGAUUUUUAAGAGAGAUUGAACCACAUGAUACAUAUGUCAGUGAGAAGGUUAUUGAUAAUAUUCAUUCAGUUUCAUCUUUUAUAGCUAAGGCUGAUACUGAUAGUGUUCAAUAUAAGGAUGAUAAAAUUAUUUUAAUAUCUGAUAAUAAUGAAGGCAGUUUAGUAAACUUUAAUGAGAAAAUAAACAUUAACAACUUUGCUAUAAGUAUUGAUAUAGAUAAUAUUAUACAUCAUGAUCAUCGAAAGUCAGGUAUAUACUUAUGGGUUACAGAAUCUAAGUUGACGAGAGGAACUUUAAAGGGGGCUAGUAAUAAGUUUAAUGGUAUCAUGGCUGGAAUUGAAUUUGCAUACAACCGUAUUAAUACAGUUUUUACAUACAAUUUUGGAAUUGAUUAUACAAACAGGGAAAAGCAUGUUAUUCAUGACGAUAAUUUAAAUAUGAAGAAACUUAAUGAUGUAAAAAAAAUUACUUUUAAAAUGAUUCAUACUGAAAAAAAUCUUAAAUUGGAAGUUUAUGGAGAUGACAAACUAGUUUCUGACACCUUUAAGAUAUUUGAUCCAAAUUACUUAAAAAUGGACUUUAACGCCUAUAAUCUUGGAAUUACAACUGUUUAUGAACAUCCUUCUGAAUCAUCAACUAUUAAAGCAAGCAAUCUUUUAAUAUCAGAAAGAAAUGAAAGUGAUCAAUAUCACCCAGUGGAUUUACAUACACCUUUAAAUGACUUUAUUAAAACUAAAAGUGAUGAUGAAAUCAGAUUGGCACUAGCAAAUGCAUCACACUUUAUAAACUAUUUAGCAGCUGCUUUUGGUGUGUCUGAUAAAUCAACAAUUCAAUCUUUAGUUGUAAAAUCUAUUGAUUCUGCUAAGAUUGCUAAAGACAAAGUAGAAGAAUUUGUUUCAAGUGUUGCCAAAAAUAGAAAAUUGAGUAUAAAAAACAAUGAUAAUGGAAUUAAUGAUAAGUUGAAGGCGUUAGAAUUUGAUUUAAAUAAUAUUAACAUGAGAAUGAUGUUAUUAAAAAAGAAAAUUGCAACUAUUACACCAUCUGAAACUGAUAAUACUUUACUGAUUAUAAUGGCUAGUGUAAUUGGAGUAAUGAGCUUAAUAAAAGUAAUAUCGUUUAUUAUCUCAAAGAAGAAAUCAGAAAUAAAAAAAGAAUAA